UUUCCAAAUUACUAAUCUAACCCCGCUUAUUAAUUUAUUGUAAAAUGUAUAAAAUAUCAUAGGUGCAAAAUACCAAUAAUGCCCUCAACGAAGUUAACUUAAACAUUUUUUUUUUUAACCCAAAACCACUAUCAGAAGUGUACAACAGUUGGUUUAGAGAGAGAGACACUUUGAUUGUGGGUGAGACACUUCGUUUCUUGGGUUUGUUUUCUCUUCAAUUGUUGGUUUCUCUGUUUUUCAAUCUUAUUGGUUUCUCCUCUGUUGCUCUCUCUUCCAUUAUUUAUUUUUUUGAAUAAGUAAGAGUAUCUGUUUCUCUCUCUUCCUCUGUUCCGACAUUUAUUCAAGCACUUGUGUGUGCAUCUGUGUGAAGAUACAAAGCAUUUUUGGGUAGAAAGAAGAAAAACAGAGCAUUUUAAGAGCUUUGUGUGAAAUGUUAUUAACAUUAUUAGGGUUAUAUGUACAAUGCUCUGUUUUUCAAUUUUGUUGGUUUAACAGAUUAACAUCUGAAAAGGGUGUGCUAAACCAUCUUGUGUGUCUCUGCAAUUCAGUGGAGGUUUUGAGCCAUUCCAGCUCUACCACCAUUGUUUUGCGUAACACAAGAGCAAAACCAAAAGAAAAAGAUAUUCUUACUGUUUAGCCAAAUGUGACCUAUGUAUACAUACAGAUCUAUAGUUUUAUAUACAUACAGAUCUAUAGUUUAUACAUACAUACAUAUAUAUAUAUAUAUAUAUAGAAACUCUUGUUUUAUUGCUCACACUGUUUUUCAACUGCAAAGUGCACAUAAAUGGAGAAACUUUCCUUUGUAAAGCUUCUUCCGGAUUCUUUUAUGGGUUCUCAAGAUGACAUAACAAAUCAGAUUAUGUUGAUUUGGGGUCAGGUCAAAGCACCAUUGAUAGUCCCUCUUCUUCGACUGGCCAUUGUGUUGUGCUUAAUAACAUCUGUGAUUUUAAUCAUUGAGAGGGUCUAUAUGGGCAUUGUGAUUGUUGUUGUGAAGCUGUUUGGUCGAAAACCAGAGACUCGUUACAAAUGGGAGCCCAUAAAAGAUGAUAUUGAAUUGGGUAAUUUAGAGCUUACCGGAUGGUUCUCGUUCAAAUCCCAAUGUACAAUGAAAAAGAGGUUCUAUUGAGCUCUUGCAGAAGUAGCCUUCUCAGAACCUGUUCAGUGUCAGUAUACUCGCAUUUAUUUGGAGUUUUUUACGUUAUUGCAAAGCACCGAAUAUACUCAACUAUGGGAGGGGACUCCCUUGUGAGCCUUUCAAAUGGUGAUGCGAGCAAGCAGCCUGAUGUCCGGAGGACCUACCAAGUUGUGGUGGCUGCAACUCGUGAUAUGGGCAUCGGAAAAGAUGGGAAGCUACCAUGGAGGUUGCCUUCUGAUCUUAAAUUUUUCAAGGAGAUAACAAAGACUACAUCCGACCCUGGGAAGAAGAAUGCAGUUGUAAUGGGGAGGAAAACAUGGGAAAGUAUUCCGCUUGAGCAUCGACCUCUACCUGGUCGCCUCAAUGUUGUGUUGACUCGUUCUGGGAGUUUUGACAUUGCUACUGCCGAGAAUGUUGUCAUAUGUGGGAGCAUGCCAUCUGCUUUGGAAUUAUUAGCAGAAUCUCCUUAUUGUUUUUCAAUAGAGAAGGUGUUUGUUAUAGGAGGUGGCCAGAUAUUAAGGGAAGCACUGAAUGCUCCAGGAUGUGAUGCAAUCCACAUGACUGAGAUUGAGACCAGUAUUGAAUGUGAUACAUUUAUUCCUCCUGUUGACAUCUCUGUGUUUCAGCCAUGGUACUCAUCUUUCCCAUUGGUGGAAACCAAUAUUCGUUAUUGUUUUGUGACCUAUGUUCGUGUGAGGAGUUCUGCAACUGAAUCUGUAAUUUCUAACGGUGGGGUAAAGUGUAAUGGUAGUUCAGAUUCAAAUAAGCUCGAGGUUGAGAGUUUUAACUUCCUGCCCGAGAUGAUUUUUCAGAGGCAUGAUGAGUAUAUGUAUCUGAGGCUGAUUCAAGAUAUCAUCUCAAGUGGUGCCCAGAAAGAUGACAGGACAGGGACUGGUACCCUUUCAAGAUUUGGUUGCCAGAUGCGGUUUAAUCUGCGCAAAUCUUUUCCGCUUCUUACAACUAAGAGAGUUUUUUGGCGAGGUGUUGUUGAAGAACUUCUGUGGUUCAUUAGUGGCUCAACAAAUGCAAAGGUUCUACAGGACAAAGAUGUCCAUAUAUGGGAUGGCAAUGCAUCUAGGGACUACCUUGACAGUAUUGGUUUGACGGACAGGGAAGAAGGUGACUUAGGACCCAUAUAUGGGUUCCAGUGGAGACACUUUGGUGCCCGAUACAUCAACAUGCAUGCUGACUACACGGGCCAAGGAUUUGACCAGUUGUUAGAUGUUAUAUACAAGGUCAAGAAUAAGCCAGAUGACCGGCGGAUUAUUCUUUCAGCUUGGAAUCCAUCUGAUCUGAAGUUGAUGGCUCUGCCGCCUUGCCACAUGUUUGCACAGUUCUACGUUGCCAAUGGCGAGUUAUCUUGUCAAAUGUAUCAGCGUUCAGCUGACAUGGGUCUUGGCGUGCCAUUUAACAUUGCAUCUUAUGCUUUAUUGACAUGCAUGAUAGCUCAUGUUUGCGAUCUUAUUCCUGGGGAUUUCAUCCAUGUUACUGGGGAUGCUCAUGUUUAUAGAACCCAUAUCAGGCCUCUACAAGAGCAGCUUCAGAAACUACCUAAACCUUUUCCUAUUUUGAGAAUCAAUUCAGAGAAGAAGGACAUCGAUUCAUUCGCGGCUUCUGAUUUCAAACUCAUAGGUUAUGAUCCUCACCAGAAGAUAGAAAUGAAAAUGGCGGUAUAGAGCUUUAGGAUGAUAAUAAAGAAAAACUUGGACUGCUUUUCUUCCUUUUAAUGAUGGAUACUGUCUGUUUUUUGAGGUAAUAUUGACCAUCCAGUGUAUAAUCAUUUUUUUUUCUCGGGUUUCUUGUCUUAUUUGGUCCUGUCAAUUCUGUAUAAACUGUUCCAAUGCUAUAAUAUUAAAUUGCUUUGUUUGCUUAAAGAA
This is a messenger RNA of Cornus florida, 3012 nucleotides long. RefSeq names its product bifunctional dihydrofolate reductase-thymidylate synthase-like. Gene Ontology annotation, molecular function: dihydrofolate reductase activity; thymidylate synthase activity. The coding region runs from base 1078 to 2811 and encodes 577 amino acids. The record is from RefSeq and is a predicted model, not a curated record. NCBI's taxonomy places the organism in Eukaryota, Viridiplantae, Streptophyta, Magnoliopsida, Cornales, Cornaceae. Gene Ontology annotation, cellular component: cytosol; mitochondrion. Gene Ontology annotation, biological process: dTMP biosynthetic process; one-carbon metabolic process; tetrahydrofolate biosynthetic process. The transcript has 11 exons.